CAAAAAUAGACUCUCCAAACCUAAAACCCUCACCACUCACCGCCCAUUUCUCUCACGCUUGCCGCAGCACCGGACGGAGUCUCUCGCUCCUCAACCUCGCCUCUGCUCAUCCUUUCCGCUUCACAGUGAGUGGAUCCCAAGCUGGCCUAGUCAUCCUUUCCUUGCAGUGGUGUGAUUAACUUUUGUUAUGCUUAUGCAGCACCACUUUGAAGCCCCCAUCUCACUGCUGUCGUCGUCAUCGUCGCCAUUGACCACUUUGAAGUCAUUGCCACUGCUGCUUAGAUUGAACUGUAGGAAGUUGCUAAUUUAAGGAAGUCAUUACAAUAGAGAUUCAGUAAUUCCCCCAAUUUGAAUCCCCAAAAAUGGCCACUGCCGCCAUUCGCUCUGCUGUCUGUGCAGGGCGCCACUUUUUCUCUUCUAUUGCCAGCAGCAGCCAUAACAAUGCCCAUAAAAACACCCAUAAAUUCUUGGAGUCUAACUCCUUCAUCGGUAGCUGGAAAGCGCCAAAGAACCCAAAAGAGGCGGAGGCGAAACUAGCACGAUUGAGGAGGGUGUAUGCGAAGCAAGUGAAGGAGGUGCGGAAGGAGUACAUAAGGGAAAUGGAAUUGAUCCGCAUUGAGAAGCAGAGGCAGGACGAAGCUAGAAAAGAGGCCAUAAGGGUUGCAAAUGAAGAGCGCAAGAAGUUAAAAGCUGAGGUUGCUAAAGCUAGAGCUGAGGAGCGCAAGAUUGCUGAAGAGGAAUUCCGUCAAAUGCUGUUGAAAGAAAGAAAGGAGAAGCUUGAAUACUGGAGAAUGGUACAGCAAAAACUGGAAGAGAAAAAGAAACAGAAGAAUGAACUCUUGCGAAAACAAAGUUCCAUGUGGAUUGAUGAAGGUCAAUUGGAGAAGACGACACUAGAAGCCAUAGUUGCUUCCAAAUGGUUUUGAGAGUACAAGGGCAAAUUCUAGUGUCUUUUGGGAGUAGUUCAUGUUUUUAAAUUGUUGAGUUGUUGUUGUUGUCCUCAUAUUGACAAUGUUUGCUAUCCAUUUACAAGUCCAUUGUCGUGAAUAGUAAAGUUAACAGUAAGGAUGUGUUUGAUAAAAGGUUAAGGUAAUCUAAUGUUCACAUCAAGUCACAACCA
Molecule: messenger RNA, 1120 nt
Organism: Hevea brasiliensis (rubber tree)
Lineage: Eukaryota; Viridiplantae; Streptophyta; Magnoliopsida; Malpighiales; Euphorbiaceae
Product: eukaryotic translation initiation factor 3 subunit A
Exons: 3
Coding region: 363-926 (187 amino acids)
Source: RefSeq, a predicted model, not a curated record